AUGGAACAUCCAGAGGAGAAACUUUUAUUUCUGUUCAUGCUGAUCAUGUUUCCCUCAGUAGCUUUAGCAACAGCAGCAGCAGCAUCGCAGGAUUGCGAGCGACAGUGUGGGAACUUAGAAAUUCCAUAUCCAUUUGGAAUGAAAAAAGGGUGUUAUCUGAAUGAAAAUUUCUUGGUUACCUGCAACAAAACUCAUUAUCAUCCUCCAAAAGCCUUUCUACGUGGCAGCAACAUUGAAGUAACUCACAUAUCAAUCCUCCCCAGCGAGCUUCACAUCUUAAACUACGUUGCCCGAGAUUGCUACACAAAAGAUGGUCGUCCCGAUAUUAGCAGAGCCAGACCCUUUCUUGUGGUGGACAUGUUCUCAAUUUCCAACACCAAGAACAAGUUAACCAUUGUCGGUUGCGAUACUUACGGCUAUCUUCACGGCGAAAUCCAGGGGGAAAUUUACUCAAGUGGGUGCAUGGCGUUGUGUGGAAACAGUAGUAGAACUAUAAAAGAUGGGUCCUGCUCUGGAAGUGGGUGCUGUCAGUUGGAGAUUCCUAAAGGCCUAAAAGAAAUACAGUUGGAUGUUAGAAGCUUCAACAAUCAUACUCGCGUACACAGCUUGAACCCAUGUGGGUACGCUUUUGUAAUCCAACAAAACAGAUUUACUUUCUCCAAAAAUUAUAUUAAGAACUUUACUGAAAGCAAAGUUCCACUGGUGCUUGAUUGGGGCAUCAAAAAUGAUACUUGCCAACCACCCAACCACAAAGACAAAUGUCUAUGUGGACCAAACAGCCAAAAGAAUAGCAGUUUAUCACUUGAUGGAUCUGAAUAUUAUUGUCAGUGUUUGGAUGGUUUCCAUGGAAAUCCUUAUCUCUCUCAAGGUUGUCAAGACAUAGAUGAGUGCCAAGAUGGAAGUCAUGAAUGUAAAUUCAAACAUCAGUGUGUUAACACACCAGGAAACUAUACCUGCAAUUGUCCCAAGAACUAUAAAGGAGAUGGCAGACGUGGAGGUGAAGGUUGCACCCAGAACACCACUUUUUUCAUCCUUAUAAUCAUUGGAAUUGUUGUGGGUCUUUUAGUUUUAGGGAUUAGCAGCAUGUGGUUAUACUUGGCUUACAAAAAGUGGAGGUUUAUCCAACAAAAAGCGAAGUUUUUUAAUAAAAAUGGAGGCUUGGUUCUUCAAGAACAUAUUUCUCAAUGGCAAUCAUCCAGUGACAUGCUUAGAAUUUUCACUCGUGAAGAGUUAGAGAAAGCUACAAACAACUUCGACGAAAGCGUGGUGGUCGGCAAAGGUGGGUACGGUACAGUUUACAAAGGAGUCUUAAUGGACGGUUCGAUAAUCGCAAUCAAGAAAUCAAAAUUGGUAGACCAAUCUCAAACUAAACAAUUCAUUAACGAAGUCAUUAUUUUGUCCCAAAUCAACCAUCGAAACGUUGUUAAACUCCUAGGUUGUUGUUUGGAGACACGUGUUCCAUUGUUAGUGUACGAGUUCAUCACCAAUGGCACACUCUUCGAGCACAUCCAUCGUAAAAACAACCAUUCUUUCCUUUCAUGGAAAACUCGCUUGAAGAUAGCUUCUCAAACAGCAGGAGUCCUCUCCUACCUACAUUCAUCAGCUUCUACUCCCAUCAUCCAUAGAGAUAUCAAGUCCACUAAUAUACUUUUAGACCAUAAUUAUACUGCCAAAGUCUCGGAUUUUGGAGCUUCAAAGUUGGUUCCGUUGGAUCAGACUCAAAUAUCCACUAUGGUACAAGGGACUCUUGGAUAUUUGGAUCCAGAAUAUUUGUUGACAAGUGAGUUGACAGAGAAAAGCGACGUGUAUAGCUUUGGGAUCGUGCUUCUAGAGCUUAUAACUGGGAAGAAGGCCGUGACUUUUACAGGGCCAGAACUCGAGAGAAAUCUAGCCAUGUACGUCCUAUGUGCGAUAAAAGAAGAUCGUGUCGAGGAAAUUGUGGAGAAUGAAAUAAUGGAGACAGAAGAAGGGGUGUUUUGGCAAAUAAAAGAAGUGACAAAGCUAGCAAAAGAGUGUCUGAGAGUAAAAGGGGAGGAGCGGCCCACCAUGAAGGAGGUAGCUAUGGAGUUGGACAGGCUGCGAGUGAUGCAGGUUGAGCAUUUGAAUUUGUCUGAUGAAGCUUCGGACUCGACCUCGAUUAAUGUUGGCUGUGACAAUAUGAAUAAUAAUGCUAUGGACCAUAGCAUAAAGGCUCAGAUUUUAUCACGAAUCCCUCUUGGAAGAUGACCGUGUGCAGCCUCAAAUGAAGAUUGUUGAUCAAAGUUGGUAACCAUAAUCAAUCAAAUAAUAUUUGUUUGCACCUUAGUGUAUUUGAAAAUUAUUGCUAUUUGAAUUAUUGAUAUGUGGACCUUUUAA
This is a messenger RNA of Benincasa hispida (wax gourd), 2355 nucleotides long. Its product is annotated as wall-associated receptor kinase 2-like. NCBI's taxonomy places the organism in Eukaryota, Viridiplantae, Streptophyta, Magnoliopsida, Cucurbitales, Cucurbitaceae. Gene Ontology annotation, molecular function: ATP binding; calcium ion binding; polysaccharide binding. Gene Ontology annotation, cellular component: plasma membrane. The record is from RefSeq and is a predicted model, not a curated record. Gene Ontology annotation, biological process: protein phosphorylation; cell surface receptor signaling pathway.